AUGCACUGCGAUGAAGAUAUGUUUUCAACUAUUAGUAAAUUAUCGCAAGUAUUAGCAACUCUACCAGUUAGUGUUGCGUCUGCCGAAAGGAGUUUCUCCACACUUCGGAGACUUAAAACCUGGCUUCGUUCAAGGAUGACUGAAGAUAGACUAUCAGCAUUAUGUCUAAUUAAUGUACAUAAUAAAGUAGAUCUUCUAGAUCAAAUCGAUCAUAUUAUUGAUAAUUUUGCCAAUUCUAAAAAUAGACGACUUGAAUUUGUGUUAUAA
Messenger RNA from Macrosiphum euphorbiae (potato aphid), 267 nucleotides. NCBI's taxonomy places the organism in Eukaryota, Metazoa, Arthropoda, Insecta, Hemiptera, Aphididae. The record is from the annotation of a GenBank genome assembly.